AUGUCCACCAUCAAUCGUACCCCGGCCGCGGGCCUUGAUCCUAUCCGCAAGGCGAUCAAGACGCUAGACCGUCUCGUAAAAGAAGAGGCAUCUUAUCACGUCGAGCUGGCGGACCAGAAGCGACGAAUCAUAAAGACUGAAGAGCGGAUCAAGUCGCUUGGGGAGAACGCUGAAGAGGAAGGGAACGAGAUCUGGAUGCUGAAGCAAGAGCGUAUGGCUUGCGCGGAGACCGAGAGAGUUCUGGAGACGAUGCCAAAGGUUACUAGAGGUGCUAUGCAGAAGCUGGAAGAGUUAGUUGUAAGUUAUUGA
This is a messenger RNA of Uncinocarpus reesii 1704, 309 nucleotides long. RefSeq lists its product as uncharacterized. Bases 1 to 309 code for a protein of 102 amino acids. Lineage: Eukaryota; Fungi; Ascomycota; Eurotiomycetes; Onygenales; Onygenaceae. The record is from RefSeq and is a predicted model, not a curated record. Gene Ontology annotation, biological process: tubulin complex assembly; post-chaperonin tubulin folding pathway. The transcript is spliced from 2 exons. Gene Ontology annotation, molecular function: beta-tubulin binding.